GCACGUGAGGUGCUGUCGUCAUCAGUAGACGGGGCAGACAACAUGGCUGCGGAGUCUGUACAGAAGGUUAUAUUUGACCAUGAAGGAGUGUUCAUUCAUCCCAGCAGCGAUGAAGAUGGCAUCGAGCAGGAUUUACUGGUCUCAGGGUCACUUCGGAUUGUGGACAAGGAUGGGGAGGUCCUCGUGGAGUACAGACCUUUGGAAGACACCGUCGACCCAUCCAACAUGCUGUGUGCUGGGAAGGACUCGAGUUCGGUCAUGGAGUGGGCUCAGUGUCCGGGGGAGAGGCCUCACCAGCUGUUAGAAACUCAGCAGAGCUACGAGACGGAGUGGGACAUGGUCAACGCCGUGUCUUUCAAGAAGAAACCCUGCACAAACGGAGAGGGCUCUCUAAACCACAGCCACGAGAGGAGCAGGUGGGCGUUCACCUUCAGUGUCAGCGACCUCAGGUCCAUCACAGUGAAAGAGGAAGGUUGGACCUUCCUGGUCUUUAAACUGAAGGAGUCCUCCACCCCCCUCCCCGCUUUGCACUUCCACCAGGGCGGCAGCAGAGAGUUUCUGGACAGCCUGAGAAGAUUCGCUCUGCUCAGCGAGUCUCCAGACGAUGAGAUGUGUCUGUGGGUCAGCACUCCGAACAAAGCUCUGUCCCAGUCCUUCGAGAAUCUCCUGGACGACAACAACUUUGGCCUCGUUCAUAAGUUCAGAAAAGACCCGUACGUGACGACUCUGGGCGGCUUCUCCAAAGUCACCAACUACAUAUUUGAUGCUUUCCGGGGGACAGAGGAGCAGCACCAGCGCCCCCCAGAGGAGGUGGCUGACCUGCUGGGAGAAAUCAUCCCAGGACUGGAGAUCAACCAGCAGGAGGAGCCGGGCUUCGAGGUCAUCACCAGGAUCGACCUGGGAACAAGGCCUCAGGUGACAAGGAGGGAGCCUCUGUCUGCGGAGGACUGGGCCAAACACCAGGAUCCAGAGGGGAGGAUGGUCAAGAUCCCUCACCUCAGACAGCUCAUCUUCAAAGGGGGACUCUGCCACGCCGUGAGGAAGGAGGCGUGGAAGUUCCUGCUGGGGUAUUUUCCGUGGGACAGCACGGCGGAGGAGAGGAAAGCUCUGCAGAGAAACAAAACUGAUGAAUACUUCAGGAUGAAGCUGCAGUGGAAGUCGGUCAGCGAGGAGCAGGAGAGGAGGAACUCCAGACUCAGAGACUACAGGAGUCUGAUCGAGAAAGACGUGAACAGAACGGACCGAACAAAUAGGUUCUAUGAGGGCAUCGACAACCCCGGUCUGGUCCUGCUCCACGACAUCCUGAUGACCUACUGCAUGUACGACUUCGACCUGGGUUACGUCCAGGGCAUGAGCGACCUGCUCUCUCCCAUCCUCUACGUGAUGGAGAACGAGGUGGACGCCUUCUGGUGUUUUGUCUCCUUCAUGGACCAAAUGCACCAGAACUUUGAGGAGCAGAUGCAGGGGAUGAAGACUCAGCUGAUCCAGCUCAGUACCCUGCUGAGGCUGCUGGACUUGGCCUUCUGGAACUACCUCGAGUCCCAGGACUCAGGUUAUCUGUACUUCUGUUUCCGCUGGUUGUUGAUCAGAUUUAAGAGGGAGCUCAGUUUCCAGGACGUCCUCCGGCUCUGGGAGGUGAUGUGGACAGGUCUGCCCUGUCAGAACUUCCACCUGUUGGUCUGCUGUGCCAUCCUGGACUCAGAGAAGCAGAAAAUCAUGGAGGAGAACUACGGCUUCAACGAAAUCCUGAAGCACAUAAACGAGCUUUCAAUGAAACUGGACAUUGAGGAGAUUCUUCAGAAAGCUGAGGGCAUCUGUCUGCAGAUGAAGAGCUGCAAGGAUCUGCCCGACCCCGUCGGCAACAUUUUGGGCUUCGACACAAAAGUCUCCGGCUCUGACCCGACGGAUUCUGCAUCUCCUGCCGCUCCCAGGCCGACGCAGCGGCAGGACGCCUGCUCCAACGGCCACGGACACUUGAGAGAAACCAACUCUCACAACAGCUGCAAAGUUGCCUUCAUAUCGUAGUGAACAGCUGAUGCAACCAGAGACUGACCCCUCCCCCCUCGCCCCAAAAAACAAGAGGAGAAGAAGAAGAGAAUGUAAAAAGGAUUUAAGAUUAUUCAGAAUCUUAUUUUUGUAAUUUCUUGUACCUUAUUGUCUCUUUCACUCAAACAGCCAUUCCUUCUCUCCUCAUGAUGUUUUCUAAAGCCCCAUUCAGACAGAAUGAAACACCAUGAGUGGUGGGGGGGAGGGGGUGAACUCUUCUCUGUGCUCCUCAGUAAUUUAACUCACAGCUCUGGAUGAGAUUUAAACCCUGGGUCUAAGUACAGGAUCUGACUGCCAGGCCAGGGGGGCACCACAGAGCUGGGGGGAGGGGGGGGGGGGGGCAGCAGAGUCCAGAUCUGAACCCACACACCUGAAACACAUGUAGAUAUGAUCCAGUGUGACCUCACUUCCUAAGGAUGUCACUGUCUCUGAUGUCCAUCCUGCAGAACUUCAUUGAGAAUUCUGCUGUUUUUAGGUCUCCUUCAGUGUCAGUGAUCCAGUGAGAGGUGUCUGUUCAUCCAUGGUUCACUGCAGACAGGGGCUGGCCACAGCUGGCCACGGCUGCUGUUAACGAGCUUCUCUCAGUGUUUCCCGUCGUCAUGCUGGUUCCCAAACAGGCCUGCGUGCUGGUGUUAGCGUGUUUCCAUGUCUCAGAUCAGCAGAAACAUUUUUAACUUCCAUUUUCACUCAGAAGUCAAAUUUCACUGUGAGCUGAUAAAAAGCAGCAGAAGGAAAAAUCGUCAGAGAUCAGGAGGAGCCAGCUGACAGAGAGGCAGGAGUCCGUGUGGCUGUGGUUAAAUCACUGAGCAGAGCAGGUGAAGGUCACUUCACCUCCCCACCGACAGGAAUCCAGUCUGGAUGGAGCUUUAGACGGGCCGAGCGUCCCGCUGCGACCUGUGAUGUGCUCUGAGAAACUCCGGCCACAUCAGGUCCAACAUUUAGUCCAACACCACGUUUUACUGGCUGCGUAUUUACAGUCCUGAUCGUUUUCUCACAGUUCAGCUGCUUUCGUUUGAAUAAGACGCCUGCUCCCUCCAACAGAUCCAGCUCUUGUAACUCUUCCUACGUAACCUCCUCUCAGUAUUAAUCAUCUGAUAUGAAAUUGGUGGAAUAAACGAUGUUAAUGUUCCCGGUGGA
Messenger RNA from Toxotes jaculatrix (banded archerfish), 3183 nucleotides. It is a transcript of the gene tbc1d15, whose product is annotated as TBC1 domain family, member 15. The coding region runs from base 43 to 2025 and encodes 660 amino acids. NCBI's taxonomy places the organism in Eukaryota, Metazoa, Chordata, Actinopteri, Toxotidae. The record is from RefSeq and is a predicted model, not a curated record. Gene Ontology annotation, molecular function: GTPase activator activity. The transcript has 17 exons. Gene Ontology annotation, biological process: activation of GTPase activity.